AGUUCAUUAAUUUGUCAAAUUGGGUGUGAAUCCUAUAACUCACACUACUCACCCAUGGCAACUGCCCUGGCUUUCUCACUUCUCAUCCUCUCCUUCUCCUUCUCUUUGCAACUGUUUCUGUUCUUUCACUCUCCUCAAUCUCUCCCUCUCUUCUCUUUUUUCUUCUUACAGGUAUUUUUACAAAUGGAUCGACAUGGACCCAAGUAAAGCCGACAUUGGCUACCUGUGCAAACCUAACCUAACCUAUCAUUACAGAAUGCCUUUAAAAAAAACAUUCAAAAAAAUUUUACUAUGACCGUAUGUAUAAAAUGAUAUAUAACUGCUAUCGGACGAUCUUGUGCAUGAUAAAAACCUAUAUAGAACUUUAAGUUGAAAGUGUAGAAAUUGGAUGGCAUAUAUUUUUUCCGGAUUUUAUCGUUCUAUGGUGUGUACUACAACAACAAACUUUUUUUUACAAAAAAAAAUACUAUGACCGUAUAUAUAAAAUGAUAUAUAACUGUUAUCGGACGAUCUUGUGCACGAUAAAAACCUAUAUAGAACUUCAAGUUGAAAAUGUAGAAAUCGAAUGGCAUACAUUUUUUCCGGAUUUCAUCGUUCUAGGGUAUUAAGGUGUUAUUCCAUUAAACGGAGAAACAGGCAACUUCCCUACCAGAACAGUGAUAGUCAUUUGAUCGGUCAUUUGACUGGCUCUACUAAUGUAUUAUUUCUAUCACAGCGUAGAACAAAGUUUCUAUCAAUUUCUUAAGGUAAAUGGGCAAAAGUGAUGGAAACAUUUGUGUACAUGUGAUUUGUCUUCUCCCUUGCACUUAUGAAUUCUAUCGACUUUAAAACAUAUAUUUGAGCUCCUCACUCUUUUGUUGUUUACUAACCAAGGAUGACGUAAAUAUUAGUCACAAUUGACUGACCAUGCAUUAUUGAUUUAUCUAUCACAGUUAACAAUCUAAAAAUGAUGCAUUUAUCGGUCAUUGUUGACUAAUCAUAUUUGAUGAAUAUAUCCGCAAAUGUGACGGCUAUACCAAUUUAUAAUAAAACACAAUAUAUUAAGAUAUAUAUUUUAUUUUAAGAUAUAUAUUUUAGUUUUAUUAAUAUAAUAAGCAUAAUUAACAAUCAUUUCAUCAUUUUGCAUACCUCGCAGGAUCUUAAAUCCGCGGAUGCUCCUUUCAAUUUGUGGAAAUAAGUUGUCUGUAAAGAAAUACAUAUAAAUAUCGAAAUAUAAAAACUAAAAGUAAGUAAUAAAGUUACCAUAGAUUGAUUAAACUCCGAAGUGUUUAUCAUCAGCUCCACUUCCUGUACUAUUUUUAAAUUCUGUUUAUAAUAAUUCUCUUUAUUAUUAAUAAUUUAUAGUCUUUGUAUUUUUAUUUAAUUUUGCUUCUUGAUCUUUGGCUUUUACAGAAAUAAUUAAUUUAUAACGUCGAAAGAUAUAUCUCUGAAAUACACUAACAAUCAAAUGUAGUUGUUUUACGAAACCAUGGGUACAUCAACAGUCAUUUUACCGGUCAUUUGACUGUCGUUAUUGAUGGAAUUAUCCAAUAACUACUUUUUUUGUUUUGCAAUUUUAUAAAAAAAAAUGUUGCAAGAGUGUUAGUGAAAUUAUUUUUUAUGUGCGGUCAUACAUUUCUUACUUUUGUAAUAUACAGCAUCUCUCCGGUUGGUAGAGAAAAAGUUUCUAUCAACUGUCAUAAAAGCUCUUUUUCAACUGUUGGUCCAAGGCGAAUUCACAUAAAGUGGUGUUAGUUAACAUAUAUAAAAAUUUCCAUUAAACGGAGAAAAACUUCGUUUAUAUUUUGGAUUAUUCAAUUCAAUUUGUUUACAAGUCGUGGAACGAUUAUUCAUUUCAAUUUGUUUACAAGUCGAGGAACGAAAAUUCAAAACAAAACCUCCAUGUUUUAAAAAACAAAAUGUGAAAAUUUUGUUGUUUCCGACCUGACAUUGCCUUAUGUGAAUUUACCUUGGUUUUGCACAUAAAAGUAUAAUCAGCUGUUAAAAUAACACCACCUUAUGUUAAUUCGCCUUGAUAUACAAUAUGUUGACAACUUAACUUCUAAUAUUUACAAUUGUAUAAAAUUGUUUACAUUUGAAUUAUUGCAUUUUAUUUUAGACAUGUAUCCUUUAGUGCUAAUCAAAUCUUUUGGAAAAGAAAAAAAUGAUGACAUUAUUAAUGUGGAGGUGGUUAUAAUUGUCAUAAUCUAUAAAUUCAGUAUGUUUUAUAUAUAAAACCAGACAAUUGAAAAAAUACUAAAUCGUGAGGAUUUUAAUAACACAAUCCGAGAACGAAGUGAUGUUGAUUUUGGUCUGUAACCGUUAAUGGCUUCAGUGACCGUCAUUUGAUGCAGCAUAUCGAGAGCUUGUAGUUGACAUUAUUCAUCAGAAUCUGUUUAGUUUGAUUAACUAAAUUUUAACGUAUUUUUUAAAAAGUUCCUUUUUACUGAAGGUGUUUUUCUUAAAUCUUUCCUUCAAAAAAAUUAUACAUUAAAUUUAUUAUCUAUAUUUACACUUUAAUUUUAAGAUUCAUUUCAUUUUAAAAAUAUUUAUAAAAUUCACAAAGGACGAAAAACAGUUUAUUUUUAUUGGAUGUGUUAAAUUUUCGGGAUUAAUCAGUGAAAACUGUCAAAAUUUAUCAAUCCAUUCCAAUUUUGUUAAUUUGUAUACCCUACACCACUUAAUAAUGUAUUUGUGUUAAGAUUUAGUUAACACCCUUUUUUUAAAACCUUGAAAAGAAAGAGAGAGAGAGAGAUCUUUUAGAUUACCAUGAAGGAACAUUGGAUGUAAUUGAUAGAAAAUUAUAUAAGCCAACUCCUCUAGAAUCAACAGCCACAGCGGAACAAAAAAAAUAUAUCAAGAACAAAGCGGUUUGUUUGUGAUGAAAUUUACCAAAAAGUUAUUGAUAAAGAAAGUGCUGCAGAUGUGUGGGAUGCUCUUAAAAAUCUUUUCGAAGCAACAGCAAAAGAUCAAUUUUUCAAGGUAUGUGCAGACUUUUUCUCGUUCGUUUGGGAUGACAAUCAAGAUGUCACAAUGCAUAUUGCCAAAUUAAAAGGAUUAUGGUUAGAAUUCAACAAUGGACUAAAAGAAUUUAAACGAAUUACCAGAUUUAUUGCUAGUGGGUAAGAUUUUGUACAUACUACUAUCAAAAUUCGACACGUUCAAAUCAAGUUGGAUGAUGUUAAGCAAAAAUGAAUAGAAUACAUUUGAAGAGCUAUGUAUGCAAAUGACUAUGUAUCAAAGGAACUUUGGAAAAGGCGAUACUACCUCAACUCAAGUAGCACUAAUAGCAAAAACGAAAUUUAAGAAAUCUGAAAAUUAUAACAAAUUUAACAAGAAAAAUAGUGAUGUUUUCAACUACUGUAAGAAGAAAGGACAUUGGUUACGUGAUUGUCGCAAGUGGGCAGCAGAUGGUAUGCCUAGUAAAGAAGCAAAGCUGUGAGUCAAAAGUGAUUGCCUGUUUUUUGUGAGGAAGCAAAUGUGGUGCAAGAUGCCGAUACCACAUGCUGGUGGAUUGACAAUGGAGCAACACGUCAUAAAACUAAUAGUAAAGACAAUUUCAAAGAUUUUCAGUCAUUUUCAAGUCCAAAUUUCAUAAGAGCUGCAGGUAAAGAAGUUCUACAAGCCUUUGGCAAAGGUACAAUAGAAAUUGAAUCGAAAGUCAAGAACAAGACAGAGAGGCUGUGUUUAACAGUCGUUUGGUAUGUACCUAACAUCACAAGGAAUUUAUUUUCAGUGCUAUCAGUUCAGAAUAAACAACCAAAUAGCAGAUUUAUAUCGACAGCAACCAAUUGUAAACUAUUUGUUGAUGGUGAAAUAGUUUUAUGUGGGUCAAGAUCAGUAUGUGGUAGGUACACUUUAUAAAGCCAAUAUAAAAGCGAUAUAGCAGUAUGAUAUGGAAGAAGUUAAUGAAGUUCUAGAUUUCGAUUUACUUCAACUUUAUCAUGAAAGAUGGGGUCACCAAGUGUUCACCAAGUGUUUAAGCGAGUUUUGUUGCGAGCUGCAUUUUGGUAAUUGCUCCUUUUAAUGAAUAAUACUAUUUUUAACAACGUUAGAAUCUAAUGCCAAUUUUAUACAUCUUUGCUGGAAGAUUGUAACGAGUAAACCGUUAACGGUACUUACAUAUUGUUUUGCCACCAAAUUAAGCUUGUUUUUUUUACUCAGUCUUAAGAUAUUGAUGUUGUCUACGACAAGCACUACGUGCACAUUAUUUUUUACAUAAAAAACCUGCAAACCUUCUACGAGGUAAUAUUGGGUUCUAAAUAAAAGAGAUCUACGUCUCAUAAAAUUUGAAACUUUAUUUUGUUUUAUUUUCAUAAAAACUUGGACAAAUUGGAUUGAUGCCAAACAUUUGGUCCUAGCGAACCGGAUUCUUGAAUUGAGUACUGGAUUUUAUUGGCAUCUUUUGAAGUCCAUCAUUCUCAAUAAUACAGUCCACUGGCAAUAUAUUUAUUAUUUAUUUCUACGAAAUAAUUAAGGUACGUAAAUAUAUUUUGUGAGCAAAAGUGAAGUGAUAAAAAACUCGGUUGUUUUAACGCGCACACAUUCACAAAGUUCUUUUUGUAUUUUUUCGUAAUUUUUACUUUUAAUAUUGAAUACAGUGCAAUCUAUCCCUUUAUUUUUUGGAAAUUUAAAUUUUUUUUUUUGCUCCGACUGACAAUAAAUUAAAGUUAUUUUUUUAUUUUCAAUAAAUUAGUGAUUUUAUAUUUCCUUUUGUGCUUCAUUUGUUUACAGAUUUACAUCUGUAAAAUAUAAAAACAAAAUACAUAUACGGUUAAUUCUUGUUCUUCCAUUAUAUUGGUCACCCUACGGUCGGUCAGUUUAGCCAUUGUCACGUUUGUUGCUUGACAUUUAAAACUAAUUAUAAUAUUUUUUGUCGUGAAUUAGUUCUGAUUUUUAAUUUCCUUACAUUUUAUUAAUUUUUUUUAUAUUAAACAUGUCUGUUAUGCCACUAAACGAAUUUAUUAGAGCAUCGGAUGCUCUUGUUACUUUCGGCGCGAUGUUUAAUGAUUUAGGUGAGGAUAUUCAUAACAUUUUUACCUUAGAGAUACAGGGCGAGGAAAUAAGACGAUUGUGGGAGGAAGUUAGAACAACUUAUACUUCUUGUCAGAAGUUUUUCGAAACUAUCCCACCCAGUGGAUCUAGUGAUGUAGAUGUGGCAGCGUCUAAAUAUCAGACCACAUACAUGGCUUAUUUUCAAUGUUUAGGCUCUAUUAAUCAGAAAAUGGACAAAUUUAAACGUGAUUCGAAGAAUAGUGAUUCUUCAACGGUAAAUUUAAAUACUGGCACUUCAGAACACAAUCUGACUCUACCACCUUGUGAUGUUGACACAUUCGGUGGGGAUUAUGUUUCUUGGCCUACUUUUAGAGAUUUAUUCACGGCAAUUUAUAUAAAUAGCACGCGGCUUAGUAAUAUAGAACGACUUUGCCAUUUAAUACGUAAAACCGAGGGUGAAGCUAAAGAUAUCGUAUCUAAAUAUCCCUUAAUUAAUGAAAGUUUUGACUUAGCCUGGCGCGAUUUGAAAGAAACAUAUGAAAAUACUCGUAUGUUGGUACAUAACCAACUCAAACUUUUAUUUGGUCUUCCUUCCUUUGACAAGGAAUCAAUAACAGCCCUUAAAACUUUACAACGAGGAAUUAAUAGUUGCCUUACUGCUAUUUCUAUUUAUAAAAUUCCUACUGAGAAUUGGGACCCAAUUAUUACUUUCAUAUGUAUUCAGCGUCUGCCUAGGUCAACUGUGAUUUUAUGGGAACGGGGCGUUAAGGACAAAUCUGUGUUGUGUACUUGGCAUGAUUUUGAUAACUUUCUGACGGAAAGAAUUCAAACAUUGCAAUGUCUUCACGACCUUAAAGGGACAAACUCUUCUGACGUGGAAUCUUCAAAACAUUCCUACGAUGCUACUUCUACUAAAAUGUCGUGUAUCUUGUGUCCUAACCAGUCUCAUUUUUUGCGAAAUUGUCUAAAGUUUAAAAAUCUUUCAAUAAUGGAUAGAAUUUCUACCGUAAACAAAUAUAAUUGCUGUUAUAAUUGCCUUUCGAGGACACAUAAUGUCAGCAAUUGUAAAGUUAAUAGUAAUUGUUUUAUUUGCAAUAAUCGGCACCAUUCUAUGCUUCAUAUUCAGCAUACAGAAACGCCUUCUGCUUCUACUGAUCGCAAUUCAGACGCGGUUCUACGAACCACUAACGCGCUACAAAAUUAUCCAACACCGAAUACGUCGAAUAAUAUUAUGUCAAACCGUCAAGUAUUUCAUACUCGAUAUAAUCAGUUCGUACUCUUAGGGACAGCGACUGUUACUAUAAAACAUAAUAACAAUAAGUAUCAGGUCCGUGCUUUGAUUGAUCCGGGUUCGGAAUGCUCAUUUAUUACAGAGCGAUUACGAAAAAGGUUUAACAUUUCCUCGCGUUCUACGAAUGUUCAAAUUUCUGGUGUCAAUAAUACUGCAUCAGUAGUUUCAAGAAAUAUUUGUUCUUUGAAAAUCGGAUCUAACUUCGAUUCUUCCGUAGAACUAAAUAUAAAUGCAUUUGUUUUACCAGAAAUAUAGACAAAUUUGCCUACGACUUCCGUUAACGCCAACAUUCAAAAAUUAUUGCCAAAUCUUCGUUUGGCGGAUUUUAAUCCUUUUGAUAGCCGACCUAUUGAUAUCCUUAUUGGCGCUGAUCUAUACCCUUGGAUUGUUUUACCGGAUAUACAACGAAACUUAUUAGGGUCGUUAUUAGCACAAAAGACGAUUUUUGGCUGGAUUCUGACAGUUCCAGUUAAUCCUAAUCAAUUUAAUUCAGUUAUUAACUUUCCGGAAUAUUCGACUUGGUCGCAUAGGAACUGAAAUACUUUUAUCGAAAAAUUUACUUCAUUAUCACUAAAUAAGCUCACUAAAAUAUGUUUACGUUUUGCCUAAUAUUUAAGUAUUUAGUUUAUACAGUUGAUGGAUCUGUCAUAAAACCAACCAUGAUUCAUUCGGCUUAAGAUAUUGCGAAUGUUAUUAUAUUUUAAUUUGCUUCAUUCGGCUUAAGAUAUUGCGAAUGAAUUAUUAGUUACAAUAUGCUUGAGAUAUUGCAAGGUGGCCGGCAAUGUUUAAGCGAGUUUUGUUGCGAGCUGCAUUUUGGUAAUUGCUCCUUUUAAUGAAUAAUACUAUUUUUAACAACGUUAGAAUCUAAUGCCAAUUUUAUACAUCUUUGCUGGAAGAUUGUAACGAGUAAACCGUUAACGGUACUUACAUAUUGUUUUGCCACCAAAUUAAGCUUGUUUUUUUUACUCAGUCUUAAGAUAUUGAUGUUGUCUACGACAAGCACUACGUGCACAUUAUUUUUUACAUAAAAAACCUGCAAACCUUCUACGAGGUAAUAUUGGGUUCUAAAUAAAAGAGAUCUACGUCUCAUAAAAUUUGAAACUUUAUUUUGUUUUAUUUUCAUAAA
Messenger RNA from Lucilia cuprina (Australian sheep blowfly), 7391 nucleotides. RefSeq lists its product as uncharacterized. Lineage: Eukaryota; Metazoa; Arthropoda; Insecta; Diptera; Calliphoridae. The coding region runs from base 4916 to 6520 and encodes 534 amino acids. The record is from RefSeq and is a predicted model, not a curated record. The transcript is spliced from 2 exons. Gene Ontology annotation, molecular function: catalytic activity.